Acipenser ruthenus (sterlet) is the source of this 2952-nucleotide messenger RNA. RefSeq lists its product as uncharacterized. Gene Ontology annotation, molecular function: oxidoreductase activity. The transcript is spliced from 11 exons. The record is from RefSeq and is a predicted model, not a curated record. The coding region runs from base 131 to 1216 and encodes 361 amino acids. NCBI's taxonomy places the organism in Eukaryota, Metazoa, Chordata, Actinopteri, Acipenseriformes, Acipenseridae.
UCUGGGAGUUUCUAAAGAGGCCACAACCUUGCCUGGAACCGCCUGUACUUGUGUAGCUCACUCUCACACACGCAUUCAUUCAUCCACUCGCAUCUGUUUGUACAACAUUUAAAGCCACAUCGCACUCAAAAUGAACAGGUGCCUUGUUCUCCAGUCCGAAGUCCAGAGCUUCAUUGAGAAGUGCAUGGUUGCCACAGGAGCCAAGCCUUCACAUGCUAAAUCCCUGGCAGACGUUCUGGUAGAAGGGGAUUGCAGAGGUCAUUACAGCCAUGGACUAAACCGAAUGGAUAUGUAUGUAAAAGAUAUCCAGACUGGAAUCUGUUCAAAAGAUGGGGAGCCCAUUAUUGAAAAGGAGUCGGUGGCCACAGCGCUGGUGAAUGGUGAAAAUGUUCUGGGGCCAGUGGUUGGGAACUUCUGCAUGGAUCUGGCGAUUAAAAAAGCAAAAGAUGUUGGCAUAGGCUGGGUGGUAGCCAAGGGCUCAAACCACUAUGGGAUUGCUGGAUAUUAUGCUAUGCAAGCUCUGAAACAAGACAUGAUUGGUAUGAGUUACACCAACACAUCACCAUUGGUGGUUCCUACCAGAGCAAGAGACUGCACUUUGGGGACCAAUCCAAUCAGUGUGGCGGCACCUGCUAACGAUGGUGACAGCUUUGUACUGGACAUGGCUACUUCCGCAGUGGCAUUGGGAAAGGUUGAGCUGCAUCACCGGAGUGGAGAUACCAUCCCCGAGGGCUGGGGCUGCGACUCCCACGGCAAGCUGAGCACCGACCCUGGGAAGGUGCUGAGUGGAGGGGGGCUGCUGCCCAUUGGGGGUUGUGAGGCUACAGGUGGUUACAAGGGCUUUGGUCUGGGAAUGAUGGUCGAGGUGUUCUGUGGCAUACUGGCUGGCUCCCACUACAGCAAACACAUCCGUACAUGGAAGGUUACAGACAGUGUAGCAAAUCUGGGCCAGUGCUUUGUUGCUAUAAACCCUGAAAACUUUGCUCCUGGAUUCAAGGACAGAAUGUCUGACCUGCUCACUUUGCACAGAGAUUUGGAACCUGCUGAACCUGGGACCCCAGUAAUGGUGCCAGGAGACCCAGAGAGAAUAAACAUAAAGAGAUGCAAGGAACUGGGAGGGCUGUCUUAUCAUAUCAACGUCAUCAACCACAUGAAUAAGGUUGCUAAGACCCUGGGUGUAACUCCUGAACUUCCAGUGAACCGACCCCUGGCUUGAUAGCCUAUUUCUACUGUGGACAGAUCCCUGUCUUGAUAGAGCUAUUCAGAAUGCCUUGAUUUGUUUUUGUUUUUUUAUUUUUGUAUCAAUAUGCCUAUACAAAAAUAGUAAUUGUUAAGGCUGCUUAGAACUGUAUUGUUGGACGCACAUUACAAUUUUGAUGUAGACAUUUUUAUCCAAACUUUGCUCAGGUCAAACUGUUUUACCUUUCCUAUUACAGUACCUCAGGUAGUUUUGAUACAGAAUUGGUUUGGUGGUAAUGCAUUUUUAUAACUUUUAAACACAAACUGCUAAACGUAUAUCAAUUUCUGUUCAGUUAUUAUUCUGGUUAAACAUUUUAAUGAAAUAAAUAGAAAAAUAAUAAAAUGUGUGUUUUAAAAUAAAAAUGACUUUCUAUGUACCUACAUAGAUAGUUACUGUCCUCCCAUGUAUUUCAAUAUUAUUGCCCUAUGACAGAUUGUUGUUCAGUAGGCCAGUGAAUUCCAAGUUCUUAAUCCAAUCAAGCACUAUCGGGUCCCAUUCCCCCAGACUUGGGCACACUUUUCUACAGAACGGAUGGACGUGCACAAUAGAAAGAUUUAUUGAAUUAUUUUGUUGGCUGCAAUUGUUUUCAGCUGCAUUUUGACUGGCACAAGCCCUGUUCUGAACACCAUUCCUGAUGAGCAUGCUGUUGCAAUGACUACCCUCCUCUCCCUCUGUAUGCAGGUCUCAGAGAGAAUGCUUGGAAGUAAUUCUCAGGGUAGGUUCAGUGAGCACACGGGGCGCGAAACAGGAACAGAUUUCAGCAGUGCUGAGUUUUUGGAGUGAUUGGAGAUCCAGUUUGUUUGGAAAAAGAAGACUUAAAUACUUAUAAUAUUUGAUUAUUUAUAUUUUACAGAUUCUUUAUGAUUAGAUAACUGACGAAAUUGAGAAUUGUAUAAAAACCCAACAGCUAAUAUUUCUGCCUUCAGUGUUAGUGGGUUAAAUAAAUACAUAUUGUACCAAACAUUCACAAGUGGGAAAUAUCAAUAAUACAGCCAGUCUUUGACCAAUAAUACAGAAAAAAUUGAAUUGCAGAAUUUGCAUAUCCUCACAAAGCAAUCUAUUCCCCAUUAUUUAUUAACUUGUACACAUUGUUCUUUACAUGAGAUUGUGCUUUUGAGUUACUGGGAGAUACCAAACAAACCAGUAAUAGCACACACUUGUAUCAAACAGUCAGUUAAUAUUUUAACCCAAUUAACCUUUCAUUGCAGAGGACUUGAUAAACCCUGUCAAUAUUCAUCUCAAGAGGUAAAUACAGGUUUAGACAAUGACCAGUACAUCUUCUCAACUGAUUUCUGCUUUGGUUGAACCAAAGAAAUGUAAUUAUUAACUGCAAAAUUGAGUUUUUGUGAAUAAAAACAAAGCAUUCCCAGUAGCAUACUCAAUGCAGAGUGUUUAAACCGUGGGUUAUGCAUUUUUUAGAAGUAUAAAUGCUCCGGUAAACAUUAAAUAAUAACUCACACUUUUACGUUUUUUUUUUAUUUUUUAUGUAUUUAUUAGGCACGGCUGCAUUUUAGUACCAGCAAUAGAGACUGGUUGAAUUUGUUUUCAAUGAGUACAUCCAAAUUAUUCUGUGUAUUGUUUCUCGAUUGGAUAAAUGUCUUACUUGCAAAAGAAAAACGAAGGAAGCAAACACAAAAGAGCACAAAGUGCAAGUUAUAUCGAGUCCUUUUGGAUAAUUGUUAUGUUGGCUUUAAUAAAAAGUUAUACCUUGA